AUGAUUGACUUACAGAACUAUUUAAGCCAAAGUGGAAGCAGAGGAAACAUUUCUCUUUGUUAUGAACAUCAUCCUAACUCUUGUCAGCAGUAUGUGUAUCCGCUGAGUGUAAGAAUUGCAACUUAUUUUGUCAUUGGUGUCAUUGUACUUUUUACAUUAUUUGGAAAUCUUCUGGUGAUCAUAGCCAUAACUCAUUUCAAGCAGCUGCACACACCAACUAACUACCUCACUCUCUCUCUGGCUGUAGCUGACCUGCUUGUAGGAGGGGUGGUGAUGCCUCCUAGCAUGAUACGCUCUGUGGAGACGUGCUGGUAUUUGGGGAGCUUCUUUUGUAAAAUACACAGCAGCCUUGACAUUACUUUGUGUACAGCAUCUGUUUUAAAUCUUACAUUUAUCUCUGUUGAGCGCUAUUAUGCAGUAUGUCACCCCCUGCAGUACCACAGUAAAAUGACUCCUCUUACUACUCUCUUCAUGAUCAUUGUUUGUUGGAGUGUUUCUACUGCUGUGGGAUUUGGGGUGAUAUUUCUGGAGCUCCGUAUUGAAGGCAUUAAUGAUUAUGGUGUUGUUAUGUGUGAGGGGGGAUGUAUGAUUAUUCUUGGGCCUAUGGCAACUUUGAUGAUGUCACUUUUCUCUAUGUAUCUCCCCACCAUUGUCACACUAAGCAUAUACUGGAAAAUAUAUCUUGUUGCACAGAGACAGUCACAUUCAAUACAUAGCACAUUCUCUCAAAUUAAUUCAUCCAAAGGGCAACCCACUAUUAGUAAAGCAGAGAAAAAAGCCACUAAAACAUUAGCCACUGUUAUGGGAGCUUUUCUAGUGUGUUGGGCACCGCUUUUAAUUUACAGUCUGGCUGUCAUGUAUCAAGAUCACAACGAUCCACCACAAAUUAUUGAUUUCCUCACUUGGAUUGGUUAUUCAAAUUCUGCCUGCAAUCCCAUUGUGUAUGCAUUCUUCUAUGCAUGGUUUAGGAAGGCCCUCAAAGUUAUUUUAAGUGGUAAAAUAUUCAAAAGCAAUUCUUCAAGGACAGAGUUGUGUUCAGAAUUGAAUACAUGACUCGUCUUGUUCAUUUAUUUCAAUAGCUUUUUAAUGUUUUUUCUUACUCAUAACGUGUAGACUAUGUUUAAUUAAAACUACUUUUUAACUCUAUUCCUAAAUUUUUAUUCAGCUAAAUAAAAGUAAUAAACAGCAUAAACAUAACUGUACUGCUUGAUGGUUUCUUUUAGGCAUUUUUAUUGUGUACUUGUAAUGUACAUGUACUUCAUACC
Messenger RNA from Colossoma macropomum (tambaqui), 1265 nucleotides. RefSeq names its product trace amine-associated receptor 1-like. Bases 1 to 1053 code for a protein of 350 amino acids. Gene Ontology annotation, cellular component: membrane. The record is from RefSeq and is a predicted model, not a curated record. Gene Ontology annotation, biological process: adenylate cyclase-activating adrenergic receptor signaling pathway. The transcript has a single exon. Gene Ontology annotation, molecular function: trace-amine receptor activity. Lineage: Eukaryota; Metazoa; Chordata; Actinopteri; Characiformes; Serrasalmidae.